Kickxella alabastrina is the source of this 1620-nucleotide messenger RNA. RefSeq names its product eukaryotic porin-domain-containing protein. Gene Ontology annotation, biological process: protein import into mitochondrial matrix. The record is from RefSeq and is a predicted model, not a curated record. Gene Ontology annotation, cellular component: mitochondrial outer membrane; mitochondrial outer membrane translocase complex. Gene Ontology annotation, molecular function: transmembrane protein transporter activity. The transcript has a single exon. NCBI's taxonomy places the organism in Eukaryota, Fungi, Kickxellomycota, Kickxellomycetes, Kickxellales, Kickxellaceae. The coding region runs from base 408 to 1454 and encodes 348 amino acids.
GUUUUUAAUUCCUCUUUUCGUCAUUUGUAUUAUUUUGUUCUUUGCAAAUUACAGAGCGGAUUUUUAAGCGUACGUGCACUCGAUUGGGACCAAUUUGCCUUUUGGAUUCAAACAAGCUGCAGGCAAACGCGGGUCACAUUUUGAAGUUGAUCUACUGAUAGAAAUGUCGAGUUUACUAGCAAAAUGAAAGCAGUCAGCGAGACCGCCAGUCUAUAACACCCGGUUGCACACAUGUGCUGACAGCAGAUAUUCACAGACACUCAUACACUCUUUUAAAAGCGCUUUGUACAACUUGUAGACUCGCCCUUAUUAUUUCUUUUGGAGCAACCACAGAGCGCAGUCGGCGAUCAGAUCACACAGUUGCAAAACACACUCGCCUCGGCACAGAAAUAAUAACGCAGAAUACAAUGGCCGACGCAACACAACAGGCGUACACGCCCUCAGCGACUUCUGGAAUCGCGGUGCCGAGCAUUGCAGACAUGGGGUUCGGAAAACCCAGGCAUUUUGAUUUUGAGGAAGAGCUCCACUACAGGUUCUGGAACCCGAUGUACUAUUACAAGGCACUCAACCAGCAUCGCAUGCGGUUGAACCUGUCUAACCCCGGCCAGUUUGAGUACCUGAACAAGGAAAUCAAAGGCACGAUGCUGUCGAACUUUACCUUUGAGGGCGGGCGCGCCGAUCUGGCAAAAAUUCUGUCGCCCAACUUCCAGGUGAUGCACACGUUCCAGCUGGGACUCCCCGGUGGCAACCCGUCGCUGUUUGAGUUUGGCGGUGUGUACGCCGACGAGAGGACCAUGAUGCACGGAAAGAUGGACUCUGACUUUAACAUGAUGGCGCGCUUCAACCAUGCGUUGUCAAAGAACCUGCAGUUGAAGUCGCAGGCACAGCUGAUGGCCAGCGACUCGCAGUCGAUGCUCCAGCUGGAGAGCGAGUACACGGGAUCGGACUACACGGCCAACGUCAAGGCGGUCAACCCCUCGCUGACCGACGGCAAUGGCAUCUACCUGUUCAACUACCUGCAGUCGGUCACGCCCAAGCUGAGCCUUGGCGCCGAGAUGCUGUACCAGUGCCCGAUGCCCAAGGUGCAGGAGACCAGCAUCUCUUUCGGCGUGCGGUACCAGCCCACGGCCGACCGCGUGUGGGUCGCCCAGACCCAGGGCACCAACAUUCUGACAACCUCGUUCUGGCGCAAAAUCUCCGAAAAGUGCGACGCCGGCGCGGAGCUGCAGAUGAUCAACAUCCCGUCGCAGGACCGCCGCGAGGCCAGCUGCUCGGUCGGAGUCAAGUACGAGUUUGCUGCGUCGACCUUCCGGGCCAUGGCUGACAACCUCGGCAAGGUUUCGAUGCUGCUUGAGGAGAAGAUUGCCCCCGGAUUCUCGUUCCUCCUCUCUGGAGAGCUGGACCACCUCAAGGGCGAGAACAAGUUUGGUAUUGCUAUUAACCUCGAGUCCUAAUUGUGUGCGCAGAGCUGCUACACUUCAAAACUAUGUUUUUAUCUUGCGCCCAUCUAGCAACAAAAGGCAGACCAAGAGAGCGUCGUUGAGGAUGUUCUUCUUUUAGAUACAUCUAUAGUCCCUUCAUUCUUUCAAUUUUAAAAAACAACCUAUUGCAAAAAGAAUA